Messenger RNA from Cyprinus carpio (common carp), 1465 nucleotides. Its product is annotated as gastrula zinc finger protein XlCGF8.2DB-like. The transcript is spliced from 2 exons. NCBI's taxonomy places the organism in Eukaryota, Metazoa, Chordata, Actinopteri, Cypriniformes, Cyprinidae. The record is from RefSeq and is a predicted model, not a curated record. Gene Ontology annotation, biological process: regulation of transcription by RNA polymerase II. Bases 62 to 1213 code for a protein of 383 amino acids. Gene Ontology annotation, molecular function: RNA polymerase II cis-regulatory region sequence-specific DNA binding; DNA-binding transcription activator activity, RNA polymerase II-specific. Gene Ontology annotation, cellular component: nucleus.
UGUGAAGAUUGAAGAAACAUUGAGAGUCAAACAAGAAGAUACUGAAGAACAAACAGACCUCAUGCUGCUGAAAGAGGAGCGCAUAGUACCGAAUGAAACGGAGGAGGAAGAACAAUGUGACACUCAUCAUGAUUUUAAAACCAGAGAAGAAUCUUUCAAUUGGCCACAGAUUAAAGAGACUUUCUCACAGAAAACAGCUCAUAAAACAGGAACUAAAAAUUAUUUCAGUGAACAUGGAAACCUUAAGGUCCCCCUGAAAAUUUACACUGGAGGCAAGACAUUCUCCUGCCAACAGUGCCAAAAAAGUUUCAAGCAUAAAGGAGACCUAAACAGGCACAUGAGAAUCCACACUGGAGAGAAUUCUUUUACCUGCCAACAGUGUGGAGUCAGUUUCACAUAUAAAGGAAACCUUUACAGGCACAUGAAAAUUCACACUGGAGGAAAAUCUUACACCUGCCAACAGUGUGGAGUCAGUAUCACUCAUGAAAGAAACCUUAAAGAGCACAUGAGAAUUCACACUGGAGAGAAGCCUUACACCUGCCAACAAUGUGGAGCCCGUUUCACACAGAGCGGGAGCCUUAAAGAGCACAUGAGAAUUCACACUGGAGAGAAGCCUUACACCUGUCAACAGUGUGGAGUCAGUUUCACAAAUAAAGGAAACCUUUACAGGCACAUGAAAAUUCACACUGGAGGAAAAUCUUACAUCUGCCAACAGUGUGGAGUCAGUAUCACUCAUGAAAGAAACCUUAAAGAGCACAUGAGAAUUCACACUGGCGAGAAGCCUUACACCUGCCAACAGUGUGGAGCCCGUUUCACAUAUGAAGGAAAACUUAAAGAGCACAUGAGAAUUCACACUGGAGAGAAGCCUUACACCUGCCAACAGUGUGGAGUCAGUUUCACACAUAACGGGAGCCUUAAAGUGCACAUGAGAAUUCACACUGGAGAGAAGCCUUACACCUGCCAACAGUGUGGAGUCAGUUUCACAAAUAAAGGAAACCUUUACAGGCACAUGAAAAUUCACACUGGAGGGAAAUCUUACACCUGCCAACAGUGUGGAGUCAGUGUCACUCAUGAAAGAAACCUUAAAGAGCACAUGAGAAUUCAUACUGGAGAGAAGCCUUACUCCUGCCAACAGUGUGGAGUCAGUGUCACUCAUGAAAGAAACCUUAAAGACCACAUGAGAAUUCACACUGGAGAGAAGCCUUACACCUGAUAACAGUGUGGAGUCAGUUUCACACAUAAAGGAAACCUUAAAGUGCAUUUGUGAUCCUGGACUACAAAAUCAGUCAUAAGGGUAAAUUUCUAGAGACUGAGAGUUAUACAUCAAAUAAAUAAGCUUUUCAUUGAUAUAAGGUUUAUUAGGAUUGAAGAAUAUUUGGCGAAGAUACAACUUUAUGAAAAUAUGGAAUUUGAGGGUGCAAAAAUAUCUAAAUACUGAGAAAAUUGCCUUAAAAGUUGUCUAAAU